Colletotrichum phormii is the source of this 1730-nucleotide messenger RNA. RefSeq lists its product as uncharacterized. NCBI's taxonomy places the organism in Eukaryota, Fungi, Ascomycota, Sordariomycetes, Glomerellales, Glomerellaceae. The transcript is spliced from 7 exons. The coding region runs from base 1 to 1494 and encodes 497 amino acids. The record is from RefSeq and is a predicted model, not a curated record. Gene Ontology annotation, molecular function: oxidoreductase activity, acting on CH-OH group of donors; flavin adenine dinucleotide binding. Gene Ontology annotation, biological process: secondary metabolite biosynthetic process.
AUGAUCCCUCGAUUCUACCCAGGUGCGUCUGGCUUCGCUCCAGGCACCAGGUAUAAUUGGAACUUGACUUCAACCCCGCAAGAGUUUCUCUCCAAGCAGAUCAUCAACCUCACUCAACGACAUACGAUUGGUGGGAGUAGUACGGUCAAUGCGAUGAUUUUCGAUCGCGGGAUGCCUUCCAACUACGACGCCUGGGCCGCUCUUGGAAACCAGGGCUGGAACUUUGCGGCUCUACUUCCUUACUUCAAGAAGAGCGAAUGUUUUACCGCCGCAACACCUGCGAAUUCCGCGACAUAUGGCAUGACUUUUGAUGCCGCUUGCCAUGGUUUUGAAGGACCUAUCCAAUCAAGUUACCUAGCUUGGUCACAUCCGAACAACACGAACUUCCUUGAUGCCAUGCACGGGCUCGGAAUCAGUACGCCGGUGGACCAAGGCUACAACCCGCUUGGCGCAUACCUAAGUACUCAUUCUAUCCAUCCAAGAAACCAGUCAAGAUCAAGUGCAAGAACAGCUCAUUAUGACCAAAGUGUGGACAGAUUUUCAGCCGGGCCUGGUUUGACAGCUGAUAAAGUCGAGGCUUUGAAAGAAGUCAUCGUGUCGGCAGGUGCUCUGAAUACCCCGAAGCUCCUGCAGCUGUCCGGCAUCGGGCCAGUAUCCCUCACGUCGAGGCACGGCAUUCCCUUGCAAGUCGACCUUCCGGGCGUUGGCGCGAACCUGCAAGAUCAUCCAUUCGGAUUGACGCUUGCUUCUUUGAGUGCUGGGAUACCCGGAAACUACGACUUAGAAAACGCAACGUUUAAUGCUGAUCAAAAAGAUCUCUACUACUCCGAAAGAAAAGGGCGUUGGACGGAUACUAUUGCAGAGGCACUCGCAUUCAUACCUCUGUCAAACUUCACCCAGUCAGAUGUUACUGGCAAAUUGCUGUCUGUUAUGAGCAGUGCCGGCGCCGCUCAGUAUCUCCCACAAGAUACUGACCAGACUGUCAAAGAUGGAUAUUUGAAGCAAGUACAACAAGUUCUAGAAAUGCACCAAAAUGGCUCCACGGCCGGCAUGGAGCUUCUUUACGUCGACAGAACUGUUGCAAUCAACUCCACCGACCCUUUCGCGCCGCCGGUCAUUGACCCACGCUAUCUUUCCCAUCCUUACGACGGUCAAGUGUUGGUCGAGUCAAUACGGUUCAACCGAAAGCUUUUGGCCACAGAACAAAUCCAAGCCCUCGGAGCAACAGAAACGCUACCAGGGGUCGGUAUCACGAGCGAUGAUGACCUCCUAGAAUUCAUCAAAGGAGCCAGCUCUACAGAGUAUCACUAUGCUGGGACCUGCGCUAUGCUUCCGAGGUCACUUGGUGGUGUCGUGGAUUCCAACCUUAGCGUGCAUGGGGUCGAUGGCUUGAGGAUAGUCGAUGCUAGUACUAUGCCUUUACUUCCGUCAGAGCAUACCCAGGCGACGGUUUAUGCGAUCGCCGAAAAGGUAAAUCAUGCCCCUACACAUUAAAUUUCUCGACUAUGAAUGAAACUAGUGCUGUAGCUCCAGUGCUGACAAAAUUCCCUUACACAGGCAAUCGACAUUAUUUUACAGCAACGUUUUUGAUGCAUACGGAAAGAAGUUGGAUUCGACGAGGACUUCACGAGGAACGAUAGACGUUGGAUUGCUGUCCGGUCUGAAUACUCACUGGCAGACGCUCUCUUGUUCAAGCUUCAUACAUUUGGUGGUGCAGAAAGUUUGUUUUA